This is a messenger RNA of Phytophthora sojae, 912 nucleotides long. RefSeq lists its product as hypothetical. The record is from RefSeq and is a predicted model, not a curated record. Lineage: Eukaryota; Oomycota; Peronosporomycetes; Peronosporales; Peronosporaceae. The transcript is spliced from 3 exons. The coding region runs from base 1 to 912 and encodes 303 amino acids.
AUGGCACGCUGGACCCUUGUUGCGCGCUUCCUGCUGCUUGUCACGGCGCUUUACGCUGGUGUUGCCGCCCAGAGGAUCCCCAGGAGGCCGCCUGGGUUCACGCUGGGAGGCGGCAGUGCUGAUGCCGGCGUGCAGCUCGAGUCGUACAUCGAUUUGUUGUGUCCGGACAGCAAGUCGGCUUACCCGGGGUUAAAGAAGCUGGCGCAGCACUACGAGCCGGAUGAGCUGCGCGUUCGCUUCGUGCUGUUCCCGUUGCCGUACCACCAGCAUGCCUUCGCAACCGCUGAGGCGGCCUUCGCCAUCACCACGACACUGGGGGACGCCAGCUUCACCAAGUGGCUCGAGACCAUCUACGCCAAUCAGGACAUCUUCUGGAACAAGGUGACGAAGGAUUUGAGUCCGGUGCAAGUGGUGGCGAAGCUCAAGAAACUGGCACAAAAGACUUUUCCCUCUCUGACGGACGAACAAUGGGACAAACUGAUGACGGGGUACGGAGGAACGGAUGUGGACGACCACACGCGCGAGUCGUGGAAGUACACGUGCUCCAGAGGCAUGUCGGGCACACCCAUGUAUACUCUGAACGGUGUGCCUUUCGAGGCCGAUGCGGACUGGACCUUCGACCAAUGGUUCAAGGUUAUUGACCCGCUCGUGAAGGCGAACAAGCCUGCUAUGGACGUGCGCAGUGAGACCCAGAUGGCGUGGAAGGAUGUUCACUUGAGCGGAGUUCCUCGUGCUCAACCGGAUCGAGACGUGAUGCAUCUGGUGCAUUCUGGACAAUGGACGUCUACCGCACAGGUGUGUGCAGGGAUUGCCGGCGGAGCGAGAGCGUGCGAGUACGUGCCUGGCCGCGCGAUGUGCUGCCAGGCACAUGAAGCGUGCAUCCUUCACGAAGGAUGCGUGGCAUUGCAAUGA